This is a messenger RNA of Erythranthe guttata (spotted monkey flower), 3972 nucleotides long. The record is from RefSeq and is a predicted model, not a curated record. Lineage: Eukaryota; Viridiplantae; Streptophyta; Magnoliopsida; Lamiales; Phrymaceae.
GGGGUUUACCAAAGCCUAAUAUAAGGCACAACAAUUGUUCGCCAAACACAGCAAUAUUUUUUUUACUUGUGUGCGUGCAAUUGAUAAAAGAGUAAGAGGUAAUAGACUAAUUCGUGGUUUAUUGGAUUUGCAGGUGGUUUGAGAUUCGUUGGAUUUGCAGAUUGAACAAGGGUUAAUUGCUAGAUCUCUCUCUUUUUCUCGCUAAUAUUGACUGGUUAUCGGGGUUCGUUAAGUUAAAAAAGAUGGAUAGUUUUGACAGCGAUCUGUAUAGCGUGGACAAGUUUGAGGGGUAUUCACGAUCUAUUGCUGUGAAUGAGGGCGGUGAUAAUUUGGGGUCUUCGGCGGAGAAUGAAAUUGCUGGGAGGAUGGCAUCCUUUACUGCCCCAAGGGAGUUUUUUGAGGAGCCUGGCGGCGAGGAUGACGAGGACAUGCCAGCAGGGUUGUGUAAUCGUAAGAUUAUUGACGACGACUAUCGGAUGAGGAAGUUCAAUAGGUUUAUAUCUCCUGAGAGGAAUGAUCCAUUCUUGGACACGACUCCGGGACCUGAUGUGAGAGGUUAUGGUGAUGUGAUGAAGGAGGAGGUGCUGAAGAGGGCGUUAGCAACGAAGGAAGAGGACAAAGACACGGAACCAAAGAAAAGGAAUAGAUGCGGUAUGUCAGAAGACGAGAAUCUUGGUGCGACACCGAAGCUGGGAGGACUCGCUCUGAAGAAGCAGAGGUCGAGGUGGGAUGAGACUCCGGCCACCAUGGGCUGUGCUACUCCUUUUGGGGCUGCUCAUAUGGCUACUCCUACUCCAAAGGCUAUCAUGCAAAGCGCAAUGACUCCCGACCAUUAUAAUUUAUUUAGGUGGGAGAAGGAUAUUGAGGAAAGAAAUAGACCAUUAGCCGAUGAGGAUCUUGAUUCAAUGUUUCCAGAACAAGGGUACAAGGUUUUGGAUCCCCCUUCCUUGUAUGUUCCUGUCAGAACUCCCGCCCGCAAACUUCUUGCUACACCCACUCCAAUGGGGACACCUCUUUAUAACAUUCCAGAAGAUCGAGGCCAGCAGUUUGAUGUGCCUAAAGAGUUACCUGGUGGUUUGCCAUUCUUGAAACCUGAGGAUUAUCAGUACUUCGGCUCGCUGCUCCAGGAAGAAGACAAUGAAGAGGAGCUGUUAUCUCAUGAAGACCAGAUAGAGCGAAAGAUCAUGAAACUCCUGCUGAAAGUUAAAAACGGCACUCCUCCACAGAGGAAAACUGCUUUGAGACAGCUCACGGACAAGGCCAGAGAAUUUGGUGCUGGUCCACUGUUUAACCGUAUUCUGCCACUGCUCAUGCAGCCCACGCUGGAAGACCAGGAGAGACACUUGCUGGUUAAAGUUAUUGACAGGGUGCUCUAUAAGUUGGAUGAUUUAGUCCGUCCAUAUGUCCACAAAAUUUUGGUUGUUAUCGAGCCUCUGUUGAUUGACGAGGAUUACUAUGCUCGUGUAGAAGGUAGAGAGAUCAUCUCAAAUCUCACCAAGGCAGCUGGAUUGGCCACUAUGAUUGCUGCAAUGCGUCCAGACAUCGAUAACAUGGAUGAAUAUGUUAGGAACACCACUGCAAGAGCUUUUAGCGUCGUCGCCUCUGCUCUUGGUAUUCCUGCAUUGCUGCCGUUUCUGAAAGCUGUCUGCCAGAGUAAGAAAUCAUGGCAAGCUCGUCACACAGGUAUCAAGAUUGUUCAGCAGAUUGCAAUACUAAUUGGCUGUGCCGUUCUCCCGCACUUGAGGUCCCUCGUUGAGAUUAUUGAACACGGUCUUAAUGAUGAAAAUCAGAAAGUUAGGACUAUUGCAGCUCUUUCUUUGGCUGCUCUUGCUGAAGCUGCUGCCCCUUAUGGUAUUGAAAGCUUUGACUCGGUGUUGAAGCCUCUGUGGAAGGGCAUCAGAUCCCAUCGCGGCAAAGUCUUGGCUGCCUUUCUGAAGGCCAUUGGUUUUAUCAUACCACUUAUGGAUGCAACAUAUGCGAGCUACUAUACCAAGGAAGUUAUGGUUAUCCUCAUCCGCGAAUUCCAGUCACCAGAUGAAGAAAUGAAGAAGAUUGUGCUCAAAGUGGUGAAGCAGUGUGUCAGUACUGAAGGUGUGGAGCCAGAUUAUAUCAGGAAUUAUAUUCUCCCGGACUUCUUUCGUAAUUUCUGGGUACGGAGGAUGGCACUCGAUAGGAGAAAUUAUAAACAGCUCGUUGAAACAACAGUGGAAAUAGCUAACAAAGUCGGUGUACCUGAUAUACUAGGUAGAAUUGUUGAAGACCUUUCAGAUGAAAGCGAGCCAUAUAGAAGGAUGGUUAUGGAGACAAUUGAGAAGGUGGUUGCUGACCUGGGGUCUUCUGAUAUUGAUGCUCGUUUAGAAGAGCUAUUAAUCGAUGGAAUUCUCUAUGCAUUACAAGAGCAAACUAGCGAUGAUGCCAAUGUUAUGCUUAAUGGGUUUGGGGCUGUUGUGAACUCCCUUGGUCAGCGGGUGAAGCCGUAUCUUCCCCAGAUAUGCGGUACAAUAAAAUGGCGGCUUAAUAAUAAGAGCGCUAAAGUGAGACAGCAAGCCGCAGAUCUUAUAUCUAGGAUUGCUGUGGUUAUGAAACAAUGCGGAGAAGAACAAUUGAUGGGCCAUCUUGGUGUACUAUUAUACGAGUAUUUGGGAGAGGAAUAUCCAGAAGUUUUGGGUUCAAUAUUGGGCGCUCUCAAGUCUAUUGUCAAUGUUAUUGGUAUGACGAAGAUGACACCACCAAUCAAAGAUUUACUUCCUCGACUCACUCCCAUCUUAAAAAACCGACAUGAGAAGGUCCAAGAGAACUGUAUCGAUCUUGUUGGAAGAAUUGCUGAUCGUGGGCCUGAGUUUGUGCCUGCGAGGGAGUGGAUGAGGAUAUGCUUUGAGCUUCUCGAGAUGCUCAAAGCGCACAAGAAGGGUAUCCGUAGAGCUACUGUCAACACUUUCGGCUAUAUUGCAAAGGCUAUCGGCCCACAAGAUGUUCUUGCAACCUUGUUAAACAACCUCAAGGUGCAAGAGCGUCAGAAUCGUGUCUGCACAACUGUGGCAAUAGCAAUCGUCGCGGAAACAUGCUCCCCUUUUACGGUUUUGCCCGCAUUGAUGAAUGAGUACCGUGUGCCCGAGCUCAAUGUUCAGAACGGGGUUUUAAAAUCGCUCUCGUUCCUCUUUGAAUACGUCGGUGAGAUGGGAAAAGACUAUAUAUAUGCAGUGACUCCAUUGCUAGAGGAUGCUCUAAUGGACAGAGAUUUGGUUCAUAGGCAAACUGCUGCUUCAGCUGUCAAGCACAUGGCGCUUGGGGUUGCUAGUCUGGGAUGCGAGGACGCUUUGGUCCAUCUUAUGAAUUUUAUCUGGCCCAACAUUUUCGAGACAUCGCCACAUGUAAUAAAUGCUGUUACUGAAGCUAUUGAAGGAAUGAGGGUGGCUCUGGGUGCGGCUGUUGUGCUGAACUACUGUCUUCAGGGGCUGUUUCACCCUGCGAGGAAGGUUAGACAAGUGUACUGGAAAAUCUAUAAUUCAGUUUAUAUUGGCGCUCAAGAUGCGCUUGUGGCUGCUUAUCCCGUGCUGGAGGAUGGAGAGAGUAAUGUGUUUUGCAGACCUGAAUUGCAGCAUAUGUUUGUCUGAUAAGUGACAAAAAUUCAUCAAGUGAAGGAGAGAAUGGAGAAAGAGAUGAUGGAGACGAGGAGGAUUAGACAAAAAUUCUCCCGGGAACAGAAAGAACGAAAAGCUAAGCUGGUAGGAUAUCAUAUCGCUACUGCAACCUCAAUCGCCUUUCAAAUCUUUUGCCCAACUUAUAUGAUUUCCAUUGAUGUACUUUGUGUUAACUUCUUCUGUAAUGGGUAACCUCCAUUCCUUGGUGAUCGGAUAUAAACUUUUAUGAUUCAAGUUCAUGGGCUAGUUUCUAUGCAUAUUUCGGUUUUCAUGCUGCUUCUGGAUUCCUGGAUUGUUUUGGUCAAUGUAUAUUCCAUCUCAUAAUUCCUAU